This is a messenger RNA of Melozone crissalis (California towhee), 563 nucleotides long. Its product is annotated as low-density lipoprotein receptor 2-like. The coding region runs from base 93 to 563 and encodes 156 amino acids. NCBI's taxonomy places the organism in Eukaryota, Metazoa, Chordata, Aves, Passeriformes, Passerellidae. The transcript is spliced from 2 exons. The record is from RefSeq and is a predicted model, not a curated record. Gene Ontology annotation, molecular function: protein binding.
CCGGGAUCAGUUCGGAGCUCCCGGCUCUCUCCAAGCUCCGGUUCCGCUCCCGAACCGGGACGGGACCGAAAACAGAACCGGGAACGGCCGGGAUGGGAGCCGGGACCACCGGGAACCGAUCCGGGACCACCGGGAGGGGAUUCGGGACCACCGGGAUCCUCCUGCUCCUCCUGGCAGCGGCGGCGGCGGCGACACCGAGCACAGCGCACCCCCCGUGCCCUCCCGACCAUUUCCAGUGCGGGGACCUCUCGUGCCUAUCGCGACAUUUCCAAUGCGACGGCGACCGCGAUUGUCCCGACGGGCGGGACGAGCUGGGCUGCGCCCCUCCCCCCACGCCGCCCUGCCCCCCCUCCUCGUUCCGCUGUCGCGACAGCGGCUGCGUGCCCCGCCUGUGGCGCUGCGACGGCGAUCGCGACUGUCGCGACGGCAGCGACGAGGGGGAGGAGCUGUGCGGGACGCCCCGCCCCCCCCCGCCCUGCCCCCCCCCUGCAGUUCCCCUGCGGCUCCGGGGAGUGCGUGGCCAGCAGGUGGCGCUGCGACGGUGUCGCCGAUUGUCGCGAUAG